Loa loa (African eye worm) is the source of this 720-nucleotide messenger RNA. RefSeq lists its product as hypothetical. The record is from RefSeq and is a predicted model, not a curated record. The coding region runs from base 1 to 720 and encodes 239 amino acids. NCBI's taxonomy places the organism in Eukaryota, Metazoa, Nematoda, Chromadorea, Rhabditida, Onchocercidae. The transcript has 6 exons.
AUGUGGAAUCGAUUAGAGAUGGAGAAUCUGUGGAAGAUUUGGUAUUUUUUUAAAUUUGAUGUUUCUGCACGAUCUUUUGGAAGUCAGGCACAUCUCGAAUACGAUUUCAUACACAUAGACAACGCGCAUUUCCUGAUGCUACAAGGUGAAACUAAUCAUCCGUUUGGUUAUCUAAACAUCAGAUCCUUUGGACGUAAACUAUCCACAACAGAUCCUGGAUUUUCGGGCUCACAUUUCCCUCAACAGUUAAUCUUUAAACUACCGGCUAUUAAUGGUGUGAUUGAUCCAUCAAUGAACAUAAAAAGGAUGAAGGUAGCUGAUCUAUACACUGAACAUGCGAAAAACGCAAGAUGCGACAACGAGCCGGUAGUUUUGGACCUUGAAAUGGUGUAUGUAAAACAUUUAGUGAUGAUUUCUAGUGGAGUACCCAGCGAAAUCACAACAAGUUCCCUGGGUAUCGGUUGUUCGAUGGUGUUAUAUUCGGCUACCAAAAGUGUUCGAAAAAUAGUGGCAGAAGUUCCACACAAAUAUGAACGUCCCCUUUCGGAUGGAGCUUUUAUAAAAGACGUACAAAUGGACCUAAAAUAUACAACCCUGCAUCUGCACCGAUCAGAUGCUUCAUCAGCAUCUCCGAGCAGUUUGUCUGCUACCGAAGUCUCGAUCAAUAAAAGUUAUCUGAAGAGAUGGGAAUAUGCAGUUAUUCACCCACAUAACUCUUAG